GCAAGGAGGGUCAGUGUGGGCUUGAUUAGGCCCGGACGGUGAAGCGGGCACGGCAAAGGGGGACAAGAUGGCUGACGAGGAGGUCAUGCACGUCGGCAGGCGUGUCUACGUCUCCAACCUCGCCUGGAGGACGUCGUGGCAAGACCUGAAGGACAAGUUCCGCGAGUGCGGCAACGUUGUCUACUCCAACGUCAUCAAGGAUGAGUCGGGUCGGUCCAAGGGCUGGGGCAUCGUGGAGUUUGAGACGCCCGAGGAGGCGCUGACCGCCAUCAACACGCUUAACGGCGUGGAGCUGGGCGGACGCACCAUCCUGGUGCGGGAGGACCGCGAGGACCGCGACGUGAAGCAGGAGAACGGCAUCACCCCCCCGGUGCGCCCUCCCCGCGAGCCACGCGAGCCGCGCGCCCCCGCGCCCGGCCGCGGCCGCGGCCGCGGCCGCGGCCCUCCCCCCGAGGGCGCCGAGGGCGAGGAGGUCAACCAGAGCAGCGGGCUGCAGAUUGUGGUCAACGGCCUGCCCUGGGCCUGGACCUGGAAGGAGCUCAAGGACCUGAUGGCCGGCACCGGCAACAUUGUGCGCGCAGACGUGGUGUACGGCCGCGACGGGCGCAGCCGCGGCUACGGCACCGUGCGCUACGAGACUGCCGAGGAGGCGGAGGCUGCCAUUGAGCAGUUCAACGGCUCCGACCUGGAGGGCCGCACCCUGUCGGUCAGGCUGGACAAGUACGCUUGAGCUUCGCUGUCGAGCAGGCCAGCCACACCACCGGCUGGCCCACAGUUUGCCGCCGGGCGCGCUGCCGGGGUGCGGGGUAAGCGCGGCCGGCGAGGCCUGGCAUGCGGCCUCACGCGGCUUGCGUUGAGCAGUCGUGCGACCCCACCCGAUUGACCAACAGCACCCACGCACGAGGGAAGGGCCCCACCAGCCCCCACCACUGUGCUGACCUGUUUGUUACCCCCCCCCCCCCAGUGAUUUGUUUCGUUCGCCAUUAUUCCUCCUCUUGGUCUGGGAGCAUGGAACAAACCCCAUUCUGUGCUGGCGCCGCUCCCCACCACCAUGCC
Molecule: messenger RNA, 1056 nt
Organism: Chlorella variabilis
Lineage: Eukaryota; Viridiplantae; Chlorophyta; Trebouxiophyceae; Chlorellales; Chlorellaceae
Exons: 6
Coding region: 68-730 (220 amino acids)
Cellular component (GO): cytoplasm; nucleus
Molecular function (GO): mRNA binding
Source: RefSeq, a predicted model, not a curated record